AUGGAAAAUAGUUAAGAAAUUGACUCUUGUACUAUAAUAGAGGAUUUUGAACAGAAAAAGCUCUUAAAUGACUCAAUAGUCCAUGAAAAUUAUGACACUGAAUCUGAGUUAGAUUCAGAGAAUAAAUCUAAAGUAAUUGAUGUUGACAAGGCCUUUGAAAAGGUAGGAGGAUUCGGUAGAUACUAACUUUACUCACUGAUAUUUGGAGUGUGUUUGAUUUCGAAUAAUUGCUUCUUACUCUACAACAUUUCAUAUUUUGAAUAAUAUCCCAACUUUAAAUGCUUCAAUAAUGAGACAUAAGCUUGGAAUGCUUGCACCAGAUAAGAAGCAUGCUCCUUAGCUAAGAAAGACUGGCAACCAGAUUACUCAAGUUAAAAUAGCAUUCAUAACUGGGUAGAGUAACUUGAACUAUAUUGUAACUCUGAAUCAUAAAUUGGAUUCUUGGGUUCUCUCUUUUUCGCUGGUUUAUUAACGAGUAUGUUCCUUGUGAUUCCAUUCAGUGAUAAGUAUGGCAGAAAGCCACUUCUAUACUUAAAUGCUUUCGCGGGCACAAUAAUUUAAGGUGCAUUUUUAAUCGCUAAUGAACUCUCCACAUUUUAUUUUCUAAUGUUUCUGAUGGGAAUAGUGGGAGCCAUUAACCCAUGUGUGGGAUAUGUUUACAUAAUGGAGAUAGUCAUGAAAAAGCAUUAAACAAUCUCUGUUACAAUUGCUUAAGUGGGAGAAGGAUUAGCUGCUAUUUGUGGGCCUUUAUAUUUUAUGUAUAUUGGUAAUAGAUGGGAGCCUAUGAUUUAUAUUGGAACAAUUAUAAGUCUUAUUUCAUCUGUGAUGGUAUUAUGGAUAAAAGAAUCUCCAAGAUACUUAGCAUCUAAGGGCUAAUUCUUAGAUGCCAAAGCAAUUAUACUUGAAAUAGCUGAUUUCAACAAAAUUUCCAUCUAAAGUAACGAUAAUUUUGAGAUUGAAGAACCAACCUCAGCCAUAUCAUCUGAUAAAAAUAUUGAAUUGAUUCUCAAAAGUUACAUCGGAUAUCCCUCUUUUGUGAAAAAUAUGAUAAUUAUGGCUAUUCUUUGGACCACUGUUUCUUUCAACUUUUUCCUUAUGAAUUUCUACCUUUCCAAUAUUGAAGGAGAUAUAAACAUGAAUAAUCUGCUAUAAUCACUCGGAAUGAUACUCUCUUAUGGUGUAUCAGCUCCAAUAAUAAACAGAAUGGGAGUUAAGCCAUCAUUUGUUAUAUUUUUCUUACUCUGCUGUCUUUCAUCUAUUUUAUAUAUUACAGUACCAGUUAAAUCAGCUGUAUUUGUUUCAAUUUUGGUAUUUAUUGGGAGACUUGGUAUAUGCCCGGCCUAUACUCUUACCUUUAUCUGUUCAAACAUGCUAUUUCCAGCUGAGAUUAAAUCAACUCUUAUAUCAAUUUGCAACAUUUUUGCCAGAGCAAUAACUAUGGGGGCCCCAUUAAAUUGA
Stylonychia lemnae is the source of this 1458-nucleotide messenger RNA. Lineage: Eukaryota; Ciliophora; Spirotrichea; Sporadotrichida; Oxytrichidae. The record is from the annotation of a GenBank genome assembly.